Messenger RNA from Perca fluviatilis (European perch), 3158 nucleotides. It is a transcript of the gene rcn2, whose product is annotated as reticulocalbin 2. Bases 312 to 1244 code for a protein of 310 amino acids. The transcript is spliced from 8 exons. NCBI's taxonomy places the organism in Eukaryota, Metazoa, Chordata, Actinopteri, Perciformes, Percidae. The record is from RefSeq and is a predicted model, not a curated record. Gene Ontology annotation, cellular component: endoplasmic reticulum. Gene Ontology annotation, molecular function: calcium ion binding.
UUGUUAGCUUUGUCGUAGUUACUUUAUUAUUCGCUUGUGUGCGUUGUCUUUAACUGUGUCUAAUUUUUUGACUAACGCUGUUGAUUUUGUCCUCGAAUCUGUCUCUGUCUGUCUCAUUCUCUCUGUAACACAUUAAGUAUAAGUAUAAACAGGAAUUAAUUAAAACUACUGUAGACAAGUAGUAGGCUAUUUCUACUAGGCUUUUUUUGCCUCUUUGAUCCUCUAUCUUCCUCUUAAACACGUUUGUUCCUAGUAGAUUUUACAGGUUUCAUCGUGCAGGACGAGGCUCACACACAAAGUUUAGUUUGUUGAUGACAUCCUCUGCAUUGUUGGUAUUGCUGAUCCUUCAGUUUGGAUUUGGACAAAGCUCUCAUAAACAUCUCCAUGAUGAUCAUUAUACUGGCCAGCAGCACAACCCUGAACAUGACAUGAACAUCCUGCUGCGAGAUGAGGACACUGAGGAGAUAAAGAAACUUAGCCCAGCAGAGCAGGGGAAAAAGAUGAUGGAAAUUGUGAAGCGGAUUGAUACAAAUGCUGACCAUCUGCUAAAUGCAGAGGAGGUCACGCUAUGGAUUCAGCACGUCUACAGAAAAUAUGCUCUGGAUGAUGCAAAGGAGCGUUUCCCUGAGUUUGACACUGACAAAGAUGGUGUUGUUACAUGGGAGGAAUACAACAUGGUCGCUCAUGACCAGCUCAUUAGUUUUGAUGACAGCGAUGUACUGGAGGAUCCAGAGCAGGAGUCUCUCAGAUACCUCCACCUGAAGGAGAGAAGGCGCUUUGACUUUGCUGACGUGGAUGGCACACCGGGGCUUAAUGUGAUGGAGUUUCUCGCCUUUACACAUCCGUCUGAAGUGGAUCAUAUGGCUGAUUUUGCCAUUGAAGACGUGUUGAGUGAAUAUGACACCGAUAAAGAUGGACUCAUCAGUCUGAAUGAAUUCAUUGGAGAUGUCCGUGGUGAUGAGGAGUCCCCGUCACAGUGGGAAAUUGAAGAAACUGUGCGGUUUAAAGACCUCUAUGAUCAAGAUCAGGAUGGCAAGUUGAAUCGAGGCGAGCAGCUCCGCUGGGUGGCGCCCAAUAGCUACGGCUCAGCAAGAGAAGAGGCUCUUCACCUCAUCAAGGAAAUGGACCACGAUGGAGACGGACAGAUCUCAGAGGCUGAAGUUUUGAAAAAUCAAGAAACGUUCAUGAACAGUGAAGUGACAGACUAUGGCAGACAGCUGCAUGUAUCACAUGAUGAACUAUAACUGUACUUUAUGUUCUUUUCUUUUUUUUGUCAUUUGUUUCCAGGAAAUUGUAAUGAUAUUUAUUUCCUGUGUUGUACUUCGACAGUAGUGGAUUAGCCUCACUGUUGAUCUUGUACGCUAACAAUCAUUUGCAAUAUUGAAUGAAAUAGACAAAAUAACAGGGAAACAUUUUUCACACAACACUUGGACAGUUACGCACCUCCCAAAACAUUUACAGUGGUGUGCAAAUUCUAAACAUCAAACGCUUUACAAAAUAGUUUGUCUUGCAGGCCUGUUAUAUUGUAUUUCAUAAUAUUGUAAGCAGUUCCUGUUAUUUUGUCCAUUUUACAUUCACAUACUUCUGAAGAACAGCGAAGAUCAACUGGGUGAAUGAUUGUAACCACUUUUUAAGGACGAGUUUUUUUUGAUUACAUUUUACAGCAGGUUUGUUGAGCUAUAUCAUCAUUAGUGAUUAUUUCACUUGUGCCAAAACUGAGUUGACGCAUGUAUCAGUCCAGUUGUGGCAACCGCUGGCAUGUUGCAGCUCUUCCUCAUUUAAAUCAAAUGAGUAAGCGAGUGAGUGUUGCAGCUUGACUGCUGGUUUCCUGAAUGUGUCAUGAUCUGUUUCACUUGCAUCGAGCCACAGCCUGUUACACUGCUGGCUGCUUUAAAGUGAUUUAAAGUUGAGUGGAUUCUCCAACAGGGACUAUUGUUAACCACUGCCAAGAUGACAUUACAAUUUAAAGAUGCCUUUUGGGUGAGUCGGUGUGACGCUACUAAGCCAUACUUUUUUUUUUUUUUAUGUUUAUGUUCAGAGCUGAAGUUGUCCAUGCGUUUUUACUCAGCUGUGAAUGUCAGUGUUGUUGUAUUUAGUAUGUUCACUGGGGUUUUGAGGUAAUAUCUGUCAUGUGCCUGUCCACUUCUACUGUAUUUAUGCCUUUCAUUUUGUCUGGACCGUAUCUACUCUACCAUAUAGGCUACUAGUAAUGGAUUUAGUUAUCUGUAUAUUUUACUACAGUUGGCUGAACACUUUGUCUUAUCUUUUAGAAUUAUAAUCUUUGCUUUCUUUCCUUAUUCUACCUUUGAAACUCGCUGAACAGGUACUGAAUUGUUGCUUGGAUUAAAACAUUAACUAUGUAUGUAGUCUUGAUCAGCAACAUUUUUUUUUUAUCUCUGGGUUGUGUACACGCUCUAUCUAUAACCAGGUGUGUCACAAACUAAACAGCUCUUUCUCUGUACAACUUUUUAAAACAGUGUUGUUGUGGUGGUUGUGGUGGUUUGGUGAUUUCUGCAUAAUUAUUGAGGGUUUCCUGUUAAUCUCAUCUCCCCCAUGGGCCCCUGAUCUUCUGACUGCCUUUUCAGAGACACCUGUUACUGUAACACAUGUAUGCAACAAUGCAAAAGACCACAACUUAAAAUGUAUAUAUAACUAUUUGCUAACAGUUACACAUUUUCUACCAUAACUGUAAGCAAAACUGAAGGAACUGGACGGUCAGAAACAACAAUCAGUUGAACUCUAUUGUAGUUUAAGUUUACAUUGUGAAGUUGUAUGCUUCCUUUUUCCUCUUCAUUAUCACGCCGUUAUCAGUACCCCUCAUUUAAAAUGUAACCCAGUAACAGUAUAAAUUAACAUUAGAGAUGUUUGUACAGAAGUCAUUUUACUUCCACAUUAGUCAAAUUUCAGCCAAGUGAGACUACUUUUACGUGAGAGGGGGUUUUUGGUACAUCUGUCACUUGCUGCUUUCCAUUCAGACCCCAGCAACAGCAUGUAACAUUUUCCAUUCUUGAUGAGAUACCCCCACAAUACCUCUUCAUGGAAAAUCUCAGAAGUCAUCAAAGUAAAACUUUGAGUAUCAUUUAAAUCAUCAGCUAUUGCCUAAAGGAGAUCAUUUGGGUUUUAUAAAUACUGAGCAAUAAAGAAACGGUAACAUUUUA